Molecule: messenger RNA, 2028 nt
Organism: Nicotiana attenuata
Lineage: Eukaryota; Viridiplantae; Streptophyta; Magnoliopsida; Solanales; Solanaceae
Exons: 3
Coding region: 1-2028 (675 amino acids)
Molecular function (GO): nucleic acid binding; RNA-DNA hybrid ribonuclease activity
Source: RefSeq, a predicted model, not a curated record
AUGGCAAUUCCCGCAUACCCGGCCUUGGACGGGGAGGGAAACGCGCAGACCCUUGAAGACGAGGAGGAGGACUUCUUCGCACCUCGGACUUUUGUCGCUGCCGAGGAAUCCGAUGCGACCAAGUCAACGGUCGAGGAGCUAGAACAAACCAUUUUGAUCAAACACCUCCUGGAUCGCAAGGUAUACUUUGGUACGGGGUUGACCCCAGAACUCAGGAUAGAACUUAUUCAAUUCCUCAGUAAUAAUAUAGAUUGCUUCUCUUGGUCCCAUUUAGAUAUGACAGGUAUCCCACUGGAGAUAACGUCGCACAUACUAAGCGUUGACCCCAAGUUCAUGCCCGUGAAGCAAAAAAGGAGACCGCAGUCCGAGGUGAAACAUGCCUUCGUCAAAGAGGAAGUGGCAAAACUCCUAAAAAUUGGAUCCAUUAGGGAGGUGAAGUAUCCCGAAUGGCUGGCUAACAUAGUAGUGGUACCAAAAAAGGGGAAUAAGCUAAGAAUGGGGAUCAAAAUUAAUCCCGAUAAAAUAAAGGCCAUCGAAGAGAUUACGGCGGUAAAUAGCGUAAAAGCCGUCCAACGAUUAACGGGGCGGAUCGCGGCCCUAAGCAGAUUCAUAUCGAGAUCUUCAGACAAAAGCCACCAUUUCUUCGCCCUGCUUAAAAGGAAGAAUAACUUCGAGUGGACUUCAGAGUGCCAGCAUGCCCUGGAGGAACUGAAACGAUACCUGUCUAGCCCGCCAUUGCUGCGCACACCCGAGGAGGGUGAAACACUAUAUUUGUACCUGGCAGUAUCCGAAAUAGCGGUAAGCGGAGUAUUGGUUCGAGAAGAGCAAGGUAUGCAAUUUCCUAUUUAUUACGUAAGCCGCACCUUGGGGGACGCCAAAACGUGGUACCCCCAUCUUGAAAAGCUGGCGCUCGCAUUAAUAAGCGCCUCGCGCAAACUGAAGCCUUAUUUUCUGUGCCAUCGUAUCUGCGUCCUGACAACCUAUCCCCUCCGGAGUAUACUGCAUAUGCCCGAGCUAUCAGGACGAUUGGCCAAAUGGGCUAUCCAACUCGGAGGGUAUGGUAUCGAAUAUCAACCUCGGACAGCCAUUAAGUCCCAAAUCCUGGCGGACUUCGUGGCUGACUUCUCGCCAGCCCUCAUACCCGAGGUAGAGAAAGAGCUUUUACUAAAAUCAGGCACUUCCUCCGGGGUGUGGACCCUGUUCACGGAUGGCGCCACGAAUAUGAGAGGGUAUGAGGCUAUGAUUGCAGGUCUAGAUUUGGCCAAAGGUUUGGGAGCCGAGAUCGUAGAGGCAAAAUGCGACUCGCUCCUCGUGGUGAGCCAAGUGAACGGAAGCUACGAAGCCCGAGAGGACACGAUGCAAAGGAAUUUGGACAAAAUCCAAAUCGCGUUGCGUCGUUUCAAAGAAUGGAAUUUAGUACACAUACCCCGAGAGCAAAAUUGCGAGGCCGAUGCCCUCGCAAACUUGGGGUCCUCCGCCGAAGAAGAAGACCUGCUCCCCAGACCCGUCGUCCAACUGUUCAAAUCGGCGGUCGAGGAUGGCCAAGCGGAAAUUAACUCCGCCAGUUUGACAUGGGACUGGAGAAACAAAUACAUCGCUUAUCUGAAAGACGGAAAAUUGCCCACGGAUCCAAAAGAGUCAAGGGCCCUGCGAACCAAAGCGGCCCGGUUCUCACCCGACGAAAACGGGGCCCUUUACAGGAGAACUUUCGAUGGUCCCCUAGCGAUAUGCUUGGGACCGGGAAACACGGAAUACGUACUUCGAGAGAUCAAUGAGGGCACCUGCGGAAAUUAUUCCAGGGCCGAUUCCUUGGUCCAAAAAGUGAUCCGGGCGGGCUACUAUUGGGAUAGCAUGGAGAAAGACGCCAAGGAAUUCGUUCGAAAAUGCGACAAAUGUAAAAGGUUCGCUCCCAUGAUUCAUCGGCCCAGAGAACAGCUGCAUUCCAUUUUGUCACCUUGGCCAUUCAUAAAAUGGGGGAUGGACAUUGUCGGCCCUUUGCCAACGGCGCCAGAAUCCCGUCCGAAAUAA